AAAAGUACAUAAAUGGUAAAAUCAUUGAGUGUAAAGUGAUCGUCUCCCUUCGUCGCGUCCUUGCACACGAUCAGUAUUUACUAUUUAUCUAGUAUCGAAGGCGUGUUAAGGGUCCUUAAGGUAUGUACUUAUUAUCGUUAUUAUCGUAAGGGUUAUGCCUUUCAGUCUGAACAUGUGCCCACCAGCUUCCAUUACGCCCAUUUCGCUUCUUGGAUUGAAAGUUGAGCAGUUGCCGCUUAACCGGCGGCACCUGUCUCAUAAUGGUAGAUGAAUCGCUGUCCAGCGCAGUUAUUCCCCAUCCAUCCGUUAGCCGUCCCAUCCCCUCAGCUGCACCGUCUCCUCGCUUGCUACACUCCCUUGGAGAUGAACACAGAUCUGUCCUUAGUUUAAUGGCAAACGCAGACCAUAUCUUUACCGGUGGACAAGGUCAAGAUAUCGCGGUCUGGGACAAACACACAUUUACACUCAAGACUUCCCUUCGUGGUCAUACUGGAAGCAUCCUGGCCCUUGAGCUUGCGGAGGAGAAAGGCUGGCUUUUUAGCGCUUCAGGUGAUAGCACUAUCAGAGUUUGGUCUACAGUGACAUUUCAACCAAUCUACAUCCUGAAUCCAUAUCUUGAAACGGGAGCAGGUGAUCUGUUUUCCCUCGCCUGGAACCCAGCGAUACAGGUCGUCUACAUUGGUUGUCAGAAUACUUCACUUCAAUGGCAAGGGUUCUCCAAGUUGCAGCUUGACCGGCGCACAGAGGAGCAAUCCGGCUCAGGCACAUCAACUCCAACUCGUAAAGUUCACAAAUUCUUCGAUAGUUAUCCGCAAUACACACAUCGCCCUGCGGAUCUUCAAGCCAACAACUUCAGCUUGUCUCCCUCAACCAGUCAGGGUGCAUUCGUUGGAACCAAUUCUUUGAUAAACAUCCCAGCAACAAAUGUCAUCGACUCUGCUCAUUUCGGCUAUAUAUAUUGCAUGGCUCUUUUACCUUCAACAAGGGAAGGCACAGGGAAUCCUGCGCAAAAGCAGGUUCGGAACUAUUAUCUCAUCACUGGAAGCGGGGAUGAAACCGUCAAGAUUUGGCGUUGUGACCCAUCUGGUCUCAGCAUGAUGCACUCUUUCGAUUGUCAGCAUGGCGCUGUACUUUCGCUCGUCACUUCCGGGGAGACGAUCUACGCUGGAUGCCAAGAUGGGCACGUGAAGGUGCUUGACUUCGAAACGCGGACGCUUGUUAGAUCGAUCAUCGUUCAAGAAAAUGUCGACGUCCUUUCGCUAUCAAUCAUGCAGUCUGAUCUCUACACAUGCUCUGCCAAUGGUCACAUUCACAGAUGGUCGUCUUCAUUUGAUUGCACAGCGUCGUGGCGAGCUCAUGACGGUAUCGUGCUCUCCUCCGUUGUCUCCUGUUCUUCCGACCGCAAGUCGUUUUGUCUUGUUACCGGGGCUAACGAUGGUUUCGUGAAGGUUUGGGCAAUUGUUCCAAAAGCCGAAGACAAUCUUUCCCAGUUGCGCGAGGUCAGCACGCCGAUAUCUGAUUCGGAUGCCACCCAAGGAGAUACAAUGACUUAUGCACUCUCCAAGUUCGUGUCAAUUCCAAGUGUAAGCAGUGACCCGAGCCAUAGAGAGGAUUGUCGUCAAGCCGCAAUUUGGCUGAAGAAAUGCUUGAACCAGCUAGGUGCUCAGUCGGCUCUGCUGCCUACUCAUGAAGCCGGAAGUCCCCUUGUUCUAGGGACUUUUCAUGGAACGCAAGGGAAACAUCCAAAACCAAGAAUACUAUUUUACGGGCACUACGAUGUUAUUUCAGCUCCUCCGGAAGGGUGGGGCACUGAUCCCUUCAUUGUGUCGGGUCGUAACGGUUAUCUUUAUGGACGAGGGGUGACGGAUGAUAAAGGUCCCAUCAUGGCUGUAGCUUGCGCUGCUGCAGAACUUCUCCAAAACCGCGCUCUUGGUGUUGAUCUUGUCUUCCUUAUUGAGGGUGAGGAGGAGACUGGGAGUGCUGGAUUUGUUGAUGCAAUCAAAGAACACAAACACCUGAUCGGGAACAUAGAUGCCAUCUUACUCAGUAACUCGACCUGGAUUUCUGAGUAUCAUCCUUGUAUUACGUAUGGUCUCCGCGGUGUCGUACACUCAACAGUGGAGAUAGCGAGUGGUGUGCCGGACUUGCACUCUGGUGUUGAAGGAGGUGCUGCCCCUGAGCCGAUGUUUGAUAUGAUUCGCCUUCUUGCAACUCUGAUGGGUGGUGAAGGAAAGGUGGCCAUACCGGGUUUUUACAACCGUGUUCGCUCUCAGACUGAGGCCGAAAAGCAAUUGUACGACGUUUUGUCCAAUGUAACCCAAAAACCUGGCUCUGUGCUAUCUUCGCGAUGGAGUGAGCCGUCCUUGACUGUACACAACAUAGAUGUGUCUGGACCUGGGAACUCGACUGUGAUCCCGGGCAAGGUCACUGCGAAAGUGUCCCUCCGCAUUGUUCCAGACCAGGAGUUGGAAACCAUCGCUCAGUCUUUAGUUGAUCACCUCAAAGGGUCCUUCGACAAUUUCCAAUCACCCAAUCAGCUUUCUGUUAGCAUUGACCGCACAGCUGAUUGGUGGCUCGGCAAUUUGGAUGGCCCCUGGUUCAAAGCACUCAAGACUGCUGUGCGCGACGAGUGGAGUGUAGAACCAUUACUCAUCCGAGAGGGUGGCUCUAUCCCAUCGAUUCCUUAUCUAGAAAAGGAAUUCGGCUGCCCUGCACUUCACCUCCCACUUGGACAAAGCACCGAUCAAGCACAUUUGCCUAAUGAGCGCAUUUCUCUGAAUAAUUUAUGCAGGGGAAAGUCGGUCAUCAAGCGUUUCCUAUCGAUAGCUACAAACAUUCAUGCCCAGACAGAGUGAAAAUCACUUAAUCUUGAUUUGCACGUACGUCUUGUGCUCCUUAUAUUUCGUUUUGAAAUGCUACAUCAGAAUGUUGUAGAUAGGGGAUUACGGCUCUGCUUGACUGUGCGUCAGGAACGUAAUAAGAGUUAGUAUGCAACUUGCUAAACAUCGCAAGAACCCUCACAUGCAUUCGUUCAAAAUUUCAGUCAUCUCUUAUAAAACCAUUGAC
This is a messenger RNA of Suillus clintonianus, 3066 nucleotides long. Its product is annotated as glutathione degradosome. Gene Ontology annotation, molecular function: peptidase activity; protein binding. The transcript has 21 exons. Gene Ontology annotation, biological process: proteolysis; glutathione catabolic process. Lineage: Eukaryota; Fungi; Basidiomycota; Agaricomycetes; Boletales; Suillaceae. Bases 261 to 2855 code for a protein of 864 amino acids. The record is from RefSeq and is a predicted model, not a curated record.